Messenger RNA from Vespula vulgaris, 7119 nucleotides. RefSeq names its product cysteine-rich motor neuron 1 protein-like (gene cmpy). The transcript is spliced from 12 exons. Gene Ontology annotation, molecular function: protein binding; serine-type endopeptidase inhibitor activity. NCBI's taxonomy places the organism in Eukaryota, Metazoa, Arthropoda, Insecta, Hymenoptera, Vespidae. The coding region runs from base 787 to 3003 and encodes 738 amino acids. Gene Ontology annotation, cellular component: extracellular region. The record is from RefSeq and is a predicted model, not a curated record.
CUCGAACGUCGAGCGCCUCGCGUGCUCGCGACAUAUCGUUUUCUCCUUCUGUCUCUCUCUCUCUCUAUCUCUCUUUUUCUCUCUCUUAUAUAUACACAUAUAUAUAUUAUAUAUAUUAUAUAUAUAUAUAUAUGUAUAUAUAUCUCUGUCUCUCUAUCUGUUUCUCUCCCUCUCUCGCACGAUCCGUCGCGCGUUUUCACCGGGAAAUAUAAUCGUGUGCACGAUGUAAAAAGUACGAUGAUGUGCGUGACGAGCGAGGAAAAGAACAAUACAUAGAGAUACACAAGCUUUUGUUUAUAUUAUGCAACCAAGCGGCGAAUAAUAUUCUCGAGUAAACUUUCGGAUGGUCAGCUCGUGAGAGAAAAGAGAAAGAAAAAUUGCAAGAUAGUGUGCGUCGAACAAACGAACGAAAGAAAGAAAGAAAGAAAGAAAGAAAGAAGAAAUCGCGUGCGUUUUAGAUGCGAGUAGGUGCAUCGGGGGUGAUAAAUCGGGGCGCAAAGGCGCCGUCGCGUCUCCGUGCUGCUCUCUCGACGUGAUGCUGCUACCAUCCUCUGUGACCGUACUACUCGUGACCGAACGAUCGUGAGUGUUGGAUUCUCUCGUGGGAGAACGUUAAUCGGUUUGAUUCUUCUUCCUCUUCGAGGAGGAAGAGAAAGAGGAAGAGGAGUAGGAGGAGGUGGUGGUGGAGGUGGAGGUAGAGGUGGAGGGUUAAAGACAAAACGAAAAAAGAGAAAUAGAAAGUAAAGCAAAAUAAAAGUGGAAGAGGUGAAAAGAAAGGAAAAAAAAAUGAGGGCUUCGUUGCUACUCCUGGGGGGCAUUAUCGUCGUUCUCUCGAUCGCGGUUGCGAGGGCACUAUCUUGUGUAUGUUCACCGCUCGAGUGUGACAUACUCACCGACGAGGAUUGCCCUGGAGGUCUCACCUGGGAUCCCUGCAGAUGUUGCAAAGUAUGCGCGCGCGUUGAAGGUGAACCAUGCGGGGGUCUUUUCGGCUUUUCCGGGAGCUGCGCGGUCGGGCUCCAGUGUGUAAUCAAAAAUCUACUGCCUCACACGCGGGAAGUGGACGAGGGCGUCUGUGCGAAGAUACCAGGGAGAUGGCGAAGGCAUUGUCCAAACGGACCAGUAAUGUCCGGUCCUGGAUGCAACCUGGUUGGUGAUGGAACCUCGGACGAAAGCGGAAACGCGGUUGCGAGCGGGAAAUGCGUUUGCGGACCGUCCGUGCCCUGGUGUCCGGGCGAACCGCGACCAUAUGUCUACAUGACGCGGCACGAGUGCAAGCUCAAUUUGGCCGCGAAAAUUGCCUACGACGACCUCCUUGACUCCAAGGAUAGAGCGAACGUCGUGGCCGACGAGAGCAAGGACGCAACUGCAGCACCGGACACCCCUUCCAAUCGACUCCUGCAUGGCUCGCGAUGUCCCGAGGACAGCGUGGAAAAUGAAAAUGGCGAGUGCAAAUGCUCUCCGACGUGUCCUUCACCACCGGUCUGUUCUGAACCUGAACAACGUCUGUUACUGACAAGAAAUGCAAUUCCUGGGACACCCGGUAGAUGUUGCCCACGUUAUAAAUGUCUUCCCUCAGGACAUCAGCAAGAUGGACAUCAAGAAGGACAGGAUCAACAGCAGAGUUCGGAAAACGGUUGUCCCAGGGAUAGUGUUCCAAGUGAAGAUGAAGUAUGCAAAUGCGUACCUACCUGUCCACCUGCGUCUUGUAAACCAGGUGAACGUGCCGUUGAGGUCAGGCGAGCUGUACCUAAUACGCCUGGUUCCUGCUGUCCUCUUUACGAUUGUGUAGCUUCAGAAUCCGUAUACUGGAUCGAAACGGAAGAGGGUAGCAAUACCGGGAAUUGUUUCUUCAAGGAUGGGAUUUUCCGACGAGUUGGUGAACAUUGGAAAGAGGAACCUUGUGUAAAUUGCACAUGCCAGGAGAAUGGGCAAGUGUCCUGUCAAGCGAUCAUGUGCAAAUUUUGUGCAAACGCAAUACCACCAGAUCCAGGCGAAUGUUGCUCUCACUGUCCACAACCAACGAGUUCGACCGAUGUCGAUGUCGAUAACAAGUCGAUUUGCAAGACUCCUUUGAUCGACUGUAACCUCAAUUGCGAUCGUUAUUUGACCGACGAGGACGGCUGUCAAAUUUGCGAAUGUUACGAAUCAACAAAGAACGAAAUAGUCCACACACCAUUCGAAAAUGACAAACAUUGUCCAGAAUUAUCAAACUGUGAACUGAACUGCGAUCUCGUAAAAGACGAGAGUGGAUGUUCGAUUUGUACCUGCCAAUCAACAUCAAAUUCAUCGUCACCAUCACUGUCACCUCAACGACAUCAACAAAAUUCGAGUGUCUCUUCGUCGAAUCGGACAUUGAGCCAUCCAAAUGUCGAGAGUUUCGAAAAUGACGACGAUAAGAAAAUCGUCUGUCCCGAAGUAAAGUGUGAUCUUCAUUGCGAACAUGGUCUCAUGAUGGACGAGAACGAUUGCACUUUAUGCGAGUGCAAACAGCUUCACGAGGACUGUCCUCUGUUCGUGGGAUGCAAGAAAAAAUGCAGAUUCGGUUACAGAACCAACAAACGUGGCUGUCCGAUAUGUCGCUGUCGUGCGAGUUGCAUCAACGACAAGAACGAACCAAUACAGGAAGGUGGAAACUGGCUACGAAACGCUUGCACGACUUGCACGUGCGAGGUAGGCGGGAGAGUAAAUUGCAAGGAGACCGUUUGUUCGGUGGCCUGUAGCGAUCCUUUACCCCCGGAACCAAACACAUGCUGCCCAGUUUGUCCGAUCACGGAAAAUGAGAUCGGUCAUCAGAAUAGCAGAGGUUGGGGAGUGGUCCCAAUUACGCUGAUUGUCGUCCUAGCAUUGCUCUGCCUUCUGCUGAUCACCCACAUCGUUCGUAGCCGUUUCCGUGGUCGAUUGUCGCCAUCAGAUGCAAGCUAUUCCUAUCCACCGCAAUACUACAAGUGCGUGCCUGCUUACGACACACCGAUGCAUCGAAACGAGAAGAUCGUGCCGCUGUAAAAGACUGUUUUCGACGAUGCACACCUUCCUCGAUGUUCCUCGAUCUUAUUUCUUUCCACGUUUCUUAGAGAAAAAAAAGAAAAAAUUUCACGAGGAUCUUGGAUGUGAUGCUCAUCGGAAAAAAAAAGAAAAAAAAAGAAAGAAAGAAAGGAAACGAAGAGGAAGAAGAAAAACUAAUCCGGUUCGAUUUACUUUUUUCUAAGAAAUCGAUAAACCGGAGUUGAGAAAUAAAUAGGACCUUUGCGAGUAGAUUCAGUAUUAUUCUUAAGAGACGAGCGAGACGUGUUUUUGAGGGAGAUCGAAGAAAAAACAAGAUAAACAGAAAAAAAAAACAAAAAUAACGAUAUAUAAAAUGGGGUGAGGACAAAAGAAAAAAAGAAAGAGAAACAAAUUAUUCGACGACACCCCACGAAUUUACUACCUGCUCGAUCCCCUCGAAAUCUCGUUAAGAAAAAGAAAGAUGAAAAAGAAGAAGGACUACUAAUAUACGGUAUCGUUUAAUCUGUAAAUUAUAAAAAAAAAAGAAAAAAAGAAAAAACGACUUUAGCGUAAAACCGUCGUUGUAAGUGUGCUAACUAGCGUUAACCCUCGUAGCUCCUAACUUAUAUACAUAUACAUAUACAUACUAUAUAUAUACUAUAUAUAUAUAUAUAUAUAUAUAUAUAUAUAUAUAUAUAUAUAUAUAUAUAUAAUGUGUGUGUGUGUGGAAAGAGAGUAUAGAAAGAAAGAGACGGGUCUCCAUCGUAGUAUUAGUUUCCUUGAUCUCUCUGGACCACAACGCGAUUGAUUGAUUGAUUAAUUAGUAUAAUUAAUAUUCAAAAGUCGAUUAUUGUAUGCAAGAAAUUUUUCGUUCUUUUUCAUUUUUUUUCCUUUUCUAUUCGUUAAAAAUAAUGUGAUAAAAGAGUUUUAUAUCGUGCCUUAGUUUGUAUACCUCUUAUUAAAUAAUUUAAUUUAAAAAUUUCUUACAAAAUUAUGACAAUUUUUCAUACUUUAUGCUCAAAUUUCAUUUUCAUUUCUUUUUUUUUUCCCUAUUCUCCUUCGAUGAUCUUCGAGAUCAUUCAUUAUUGCUUCGAACGUUACAUUGGCGAUCGUUUUUGUGUCUUUAAAAAAAAAAAAAAAAGAAGAAUAAAGAAGAAGGAUCGAGAUUCUUAUUUGAGAGAAAGAUCAGACAAAAUUUGAAAUAUGAAAUGAAAAAAAUAUUAAUCCUAUCCGAGGUCCAAUGAAAGAACUAACGAGUCGGUUCAAUACAUAUAUAUGUAUAAUCAAGAAAUAUCUUAGGUUAAUCCGUUCGUAACUGUGUUAUUAGAUUGUUCCUAUAUAUAUAUAUGCAUAUAUAUGUAUAUGUAUGUAUGUAUGUAUAUGUAUAUGUGUAUAUAUAUAUAUAUAUAUUAUAUGUAUAUCACUACUUUCACUCUCUUAGCCAUCGAGAUACAUUUCAGUGUGGGAUUCUCUUCAAAAGAAAAAAAUAAGAUAAAAAGAUAAGCAUGAAAAGCGACGAAAGUGUAUAUAUAUGAUACCUUAAUUAAAAAAAAAAAAAGAAAAAAAGAAAAAAAGAAAAAAAAACAAGACAAAAAAGAAAAAAGAAUAAUGAGAAAAAAUUUAGUAUAAAACUUUCCAAUCUACGCUAAUUUGUUUCUUUUUUGCGCCCUUAGUACUUAGCCCUUCAAUCGUCACCUGCAAAACAAAAUAAAGCUCGGUCUUUCGCAGUGUAUUAUUGAAAAAAUAAAUCUGCGACUCGUCCAAACAAACCGGACGAAUUUUUGAUAGACUGAGAGAAUACAAUUUUUUGCUAUGUACAUACGUGCCGACGAUUCGACUAUUUCUUUUUUUUUCUAUUUUUUUUUUUUGUUUUUUAAUUAUAUCCUUGGCAGUUCAACGGUGAAAUUCGAUUGUUUGCCGCGAGUGCUCUAUCGAGUACUUUUAUACACGUAUAGAUAUAACUUUUACAAAUUUCGUUCGAAAUUUAAUAAAAAAGAAAGAGGUAAGAAAAAAAAUUAAAAAGAAAGGUAUAAGUAAAAAGAAAAGAUUAUUUCCGCUUGAAAAAGAAAUAAAAUGAAACAAGAAAACAUAAUGUGAAUGAUAAGGAAGUUUGGAUAGAUUGUAUAAAUGAACGCGAAAAAAAAAGAAAAGUUGACGAGUAAAUAAUCUCUCCGAAUUCGAAAAGAAUAAAGUUCAGUUAAACAAAAAAUACGGAAUUUAUGAAGUUCAGUCAAACAGAGAACAAAAAAUAAUUUGUAACGGAAGUGUGUUUUCAAGGAAACGACGUGACGUAAGAUAAAUUUGGUCAAAAUUUUGUCAUCGUAAUGAGAAUUCGCACAUAUCCAUGUACUUACACACUCGCACGUAACUGGUAUUAUCUGCCAUAAAUUAACACAUACAUAUAUUUUUUCAAUGUGACACGUCUUUAUAUAUGUAUAUAUAAAUAUAUACAUAUAUGCAUAUACAUAUAUAAUUAAAUACAUCCUAUUAUUACGUAGAUAACGUAUAGCGUGCGUGGUAGAUUUAUUUAUAUGAUAAUAAUGUACGAGCGCAUAUAUACUAUAUAUAUAUAUAUAUAUAUAUAUAUAUAUAUAUAUAUAUAUAUAUAUAAAACAUGUAUUACAUAUAUGUAUAUAUAUAUUAUAUACAUAAUAUAUAUAUAUAUAUAUAUAUAUAUAUAUAUAUAUAUGUAUAUAUUGUCAAUAAACAACAACAGGCUGUUUCGUACUAAUACAUGUACAUCUUGGAGACAAUAUACAUAUACAUAUCCAUGCAUACACAUAUACAUAUAUAUUUAGAAUGUUCAUCGUAACGAUCGCCAUGACGUUCGAGCCACUUCCAACAAUUUAAAACAAAAUAUAUAAUGUAAUAAACAAAAUAAUUGAUUUUCAACCAUUAAUAAAUCACAAAAAUGAAAUAAUAAAUAUCGGAAGUUUUCUUUUCAACUAAAAAAGAUAUCGACAUGAUAAUCCAUAUAAAAAUCAAUUCAUUUGACAAUUUUUACAUGUUAUAUAAAAAAAGUAAUAAUAAUCUAGAUUUUUCAUAAGAAACUAAAUUUGUCGGCGAUCGUUCAUUAAUAUAAUUUGUUGUUGAUUUGAAAUAAAUAAUUUCUUUUUUUUUUUCUUUGUUUCUUUUUUUUUCAUAACCACGUUUCGUCGAACUAUCGAAAGUGAUAUAAAAAAAAAGCAUGACGACCGUUACAUUAAAUAUAUUUUCAACAACAUUCAUACGUAUGUAUAUGCAUAUAUAUUUGUAUAUAUAUUUAUAUAUGUAUAUAUACAUAUAUAUGUAAGUGCAUUUAAAUAUCGACACACAUGGUAUACAAUGGGCGAAACAAUUUCUCGUUGUAAUUACAAACUAACUAACGGGAGAUAUACUAAUUACUUGACGAUAAAUAAUAACAAAAAUAAUCCAUAAAUAAGUUCGAACGUAAAAAAUCGCUUUCCUUACUCGACGACUCGCUGCAAUGGAUAAAUUUUACUCUAACGCAUUCGUCGUACUCGAACUCUCUUUCUAUCAUUUUUCAAAGAGAUCAGCUUGUAUAAAAACAGAUGAAAAAAAAAAUUAAUUAUUUCGUAAACUUCCGCAGGAUAAAAAAAAUUGAGUUAUUCGCGUCAAAGAAAUUUACAGAUUAAAAAUAAAACUAACAUAUAUAUAUAUAUUAUAUUAUAUAUAUAUAUAUAUAUAUAUAUAUAUAUAUAUAUAUAUAUAAUACAUAUACAUAUAUAUAUAAAUAUAAAAAUACGCAAGAAAUGGAGAUGAUUAUCUGAUAUAUUAUUCUAAGGAAUAGAGAAAGAGAGUUAAUGUCUGAAAGAGGUUGUAAGUUUUUGCGUGGUGAUGAUAAUUGAUAAAUGGAUAUAUAUAGUCUUAUGCUUAUACGCUCUUUGUACAGUUUCACUGUAACUAAAAUCAUAUCAGUGUAACCUAGAGAGUAAUUUAAUAUAUACGUAUAUUAUGUAAAUAUGCACACGUACGUAUAUUUGUGUACGUGCGUAUGCAUAUAUAUGUAUAUAUACACACAAACACACGCGAUACACAUAUGCAGGACACGCAUACAUAUUACGUACAUAUGUCAUGUUCAAAGAUAGCUCUUGUAUGUUAAAUAAAAGAAAAGUAAAUAAAAUUGUUGAUACGUGA